UCCAAUCACAAAACGCGUUGUUAGAACGUGGGCGGGGACUACAAAUUACAAAUCGUUCUGCUACAUACUGGAUACCCUGGAGAGUUUUACUCAACUACAAGUCCCGGUUACAUUUGUUAAUGCUUUCAGCGCACCAGGAAAGUAAUAUUUCAUUCAAGAAACACUUAAAAACGCUGUCUGGCCGGUCUCUCGUCCUAAAAACAACGGUAACGUUAACUAGCUAGCCACCUGUUGAUACAACGAGCAUCUUUGUUUACAUUUAUAGCGUAGCUAUGCUAGUCGGGGUGUUUUAAAGGUAGCAGCGUGUUGGUGAGUUAGAUAUCGGUGUGUUUACAAGUUGUAAGUGUUUGAGCAACUCACAGCCGACCUCAGUAAGUCAGGACAAGUUGAAUAGCUGAAGUUACCAUGCACUUAUCGUCAGUCUAAUGUGUGAGGACGAGAGGAGUUUAGCCGAAGAUGUGGUCAGUUUGAGAUAUCUGCUUCGACUGACGGAUCUCAGCCUGCAAAGUGUGGGACAGAGAGUGAGUCAGUCACAAGGACAGGAUGACAGGGUUGAGUCCAAGCAGCAGAGUCCUCAUCGCCUGACCUUACAAGGCCUGCAGGCACCUGAUGAUCCUCCAUCCCAGUCAGGCUGUGUUUGUCAGGAGUGUGGGACCGCUGAGAGACGUGCUGCUGCUGCUGGCAGUUUAAGCCCACCCUCCUCUAACUCUAGGUCUGCAUCAGUCAAGUCGAGGUCAGAAGAGAUGGAGCCUGUUUCUUCGAGGAAGAAGGCGGGCUGCGUACGUCAGGAGAACGCCUGCCUGACCAUGCAGGAUGAGCACCUCAUCAGUGACCUUGAUGCUAUGCAGUAUGAACUGCCCUCCUUCAAGUCACAGGUUGGCCUCAGGGGCCCCAGGGUCGGGGUUAGACACAGUGUGGCAGUCAUGAGUGAGCAGAUUCGGCAGCUUCAAGCAGAGCUGGAGGCUCAGACUGAAGAGCUAAAGGCAGUAGAGCUGAGGGCAGAGUGCAGCCAGGAAGAAGCCGCUCACAGCAACAUUGUUAUGGCAACUCUUACUGAGGACCUGAACGCCCUGCGAGAAGAGCUGGACGCCAAGACAGCACUGUGCAAACGGGCGGAGCAACAAAGGAACCAAGCACUUGAAAAUGCAGAGAAACUCAAAGAAGCCUUCAAAGAUUAUAAGGCUACCAUUUCCAUUAAACUUAAGAGGGUGAUGGAGAGUGAGAGCAAACUAAAAGAGAGUCUUAUUGAGUGUGACAGAGAAAAAGAAGAGUUGGAAAUGAAGUGCACUGUGUUUGAGAGAGAAAAGGUUAAACAGAGCCAAACGAUUAGCCAGAUGAUGGAGGAGGUGAGGCAGGCCAAGUCUGCAGCUGCUGGACACCAGGCUCGGCUGGAAGAGACCGAACGAAAGGCCUUCCAUCUGGAACGUCAGCUAAAGGAGCGGGGAGCGGAGUGCAGGGAGCUGGCCUCUUUGCGCAAAGAGCUGGAAGAUGUCCGAACUCUGGCCCAGAGCCAGGAGCAGAGGAUGAACCAGAGCCACAGAGAGGCUCAGCAGAGCCAGGCAGACCUGGCCAGCCUGGAGGCCAUACUGGCCCUGCUGCAUCUACGAGAGGGUGCUGUGGAGCAGCUGUGCGCCAGGCCUUGCGUGUUGCCUCAAGUGGACUAUUCAGGAACAGCACACCUGCUGAAGCUAAAGCCAGGUGAAGGCUACCAGCAGCUGCUACGAGUACUGCACUCGAAGGACGCUGAGCGGACAAAACAGAACAGCCUGAUCGAGCGGCUUCAGGAGCGUCUGAGCAGAGCCCAGGAGGAGAUCUCCACCCUGCAGAGCUCCAUGGCCCAGAGAGCCUCCCACUAUCAGAGCCUCCACACUGAGCUGAUGGACAAAGUCAGCCAAUCCACUGACACAGAAAAAGAGUUGAAAAGAAAAAGUGCACGUGUGGCUUCAAUGGAGAAACAGUUACAGGAGAAAACUUCGGCCUACGGUCAGGCUGCACUGAAGAACACUGAGCUGGAGAGCCAGCUGCUGGAGAAAACCAGCACCAUACAGCAUUACCAGUCACUGAUGACUAAAAAGCAAAGAGAAUAUCAGCAGUCUUUGGAGAAAAGUAAAAAAGCUCAGUCGCAACAUUUCACGGAGCAACAGCACAGAAUAGAAAUGUUGCAGUUGUCAGUGGAGGAGGCUCAGUCUCGGGUGUUGGAGAUGGAGCAGGAGCUCAGCUCGCUCCAGAAGGAGCGUGAUGAGGCUCAGAAAGCUGCUCUCCUGCUACAGAGCUCUGUGGACCAACUCCAACAGCAGAAGCAAGUUGAAGUAAGACACAACGAGGAGUUGCUGCAGAGUUUCAAGGAGCAGGCGGCUCAGUCCGCCACCAAGGUUUGUGAGCUACAGUCGUCUCUGUCAGCGUGCAGAGAAGAGCUGAACUUGUAUCUGCGGCAGAUGGAGGAAGUAGAGAAGAACUAUGAGGGCGAGCUGCAGAAGAAGAGUGACACGGUGUCCUCGCUGCAGGAGAAGCUCCACAGUGCCCGCCUGGUUUGUCAAAGCUCCAGCGAGCAGAACCUGCAGCUGCAGCUUUCUCUCCAGCAGCAGCAGACCAUGCUGACCGAGAGCACUGCGCACAUCUCUGAACUGGAGGAGAGUCAGAGCCGCCUGCAGACACAGGUGUCCAGUCUGGAGCAGCAGCUGGAAAAAGCCCGGGCCUCUCUGCAGGAUGAGGUAAGAAACAGAGAGCAGGACGCCCAGGAGAAGGACAAGCACCUGCAGGAGAUGACCCAGCAGGGCACGAAACUCUCCGAGUCCGUCAGCCACCUGACAUCAGAGAUGACAAAGUGUCGAGCGGAGUUGGCGCAUAAAGAGUCGGAGCUUCAGCGUCUAAGGAGAGACGUCGCCACCAAGACUUCUCAGAUCAGUCGCAUGGACGAAAGACUGCAUCACAUGAAGAGCCAGCUCGACAGCCAGACUGAAAUGUUGGUCGAUCUGGAGGAGACGCUCCAUCUCUGUGAAGCCGACAAGCUCAACUGCGUCCAGCGUGUCGAGAUCUUGGAGGGACAGCUUCAGGUGGUUCGGAGAGAGUUGGCUGACACUCUGGACCAACUACAGACACUCAGAGAUGUUCUGCAAAGAACCCAAACGGUCUCAGACGAGCGGCAAGCAUCAGUGGAAAAACUGACUGUCCAACUUAGUGAGACCCAGAGGGAGUUGGAGGAGAGAACUCAUGAGGUCUUAGAUAUGGACAACGCACUGAAGGAAAGACAGGGGGAGCUCCAACAGAGAGCAAAUCUGCUGGGCCAGCUUGAAGUGGCCAUCAGAGAGCACAAGCAGGAGAUGGAGAGGAAGGUGGAGUCCCUGCAGCAGAGCCUGGAGGACAGAGAGAGAGAGCUGAGAGACACACAGAGGGAGCUCACAGACAGAAACUUGAAGGAGUCACAGGAGCUCGGUCAGCAUCUGCAGGUUUGUCAGCAGAAACGUCAAACUUUGCUGAAAGAACUUGAAGAAACUCAGCAUCACUGCGAGGAUUUGACCAGAGAGCUGGAUGCCACCAAGCUGCAGGCUAAAGAGAAGGAGGCGCGGCUGUGUGGCAUGGAAGAGGAGCUGGCACUGAAGGAGGCCCGCUGGCUGCAGCUGGAGGCCGGACUGCAGAGCAUGGUCGUCUCUUUAGAGCAGGAGCUGGAGCUGGAGAGGGAGCAGCACAGCAAGGAGCUGGACUCCCUGCAGCAGACUCGAGGUCAGCUCCUCAAAGUCUCCUCCACUAUGCGCUCCUCCCAGGAGCAGCUCACUAUUAAACUUCAGCAGAGCCAGAGCCAGCUCAAACAGGCCAGGGCUCAGUGCGAUCGGAUGAAAACCCAGCUGGACCAAACAAAGACUGAGCUGGAUUGCACCCUGAAACAAAUCAGUCACCUGCAGACACAGAAAGACCAGGCUCAGAUGCAGCUCCUUCAGAGUAAAACCCAGUUGGAGCAAAGCAGGAUUCUGUAUGAUCAGACCAGAGACCAGAACAGUCACCUCCAUGCCCAGCUGGAGCAGCUCAGCAACCAGUUAAACCAAGCCAGAGUGCAGGCCACUCACCUCCAGGCCUCAGAGAAGUCCCCCCUGCUCAUCAAGGAGUCUGAGGUGACACAGCACCAAUUCACACACUCCCCUGAGCGCUCCUCCGCUCGCUCCCCUCCUUCCUCCCCCCAGAAUCCUCAGACAGCUCCUCAGACAGUCCCUUUUUCUACCCACGAUCACUUGACUCGACGCUUCUCCCCAACACACACACGAACUUGCUCAUCACCCCCUGCUCACACACACCAUCAUCCCACCUCGGCCCCUCAUCUGUCUAACCAAACUGAGAGCUACAGAAUACAUGAUUGGCUGCAGAGCAGCAGCAUCGACUCCUCCCUGGAUCUCCCUCUGAGCGUGAAGGCCACACUGAAGGAGGCCAUGAGCAAGGAGCCUUGGGAGUCCUCCUCCCCGUCUAUUUCCCUUUUUCCUGACACAGCCGACCACAGCUGGCAGGGCCUCAGUGCCAUCGACGCCACAGCGACCUCUGACCUCUCCUUCAACCCCCUUACAUACAUGCUGGACAAGCAAGAUGGCAGAAACCUCAACACAGAAGUUACCACGCUGCAGGAGAGAGACGACAAGCAGGCUAGAGAGUUGACAAGAGACUGUGUGGGUCAGGAGGAGGAGGAGGAGGAGGAGGAGGUGAACAUGAGUUCACUCACAGGAAUGCUGAGGUUUGUUAACCAGACGUUAGCCAAGCAGGAGGACCCUUCUUUAUGGAGCAGCACGGGGCUAUCAGAGAACGGACACAGCCUCACACUUCAGACGGAGAUCAAGGAGACAUGAAGCUGUGUUACCAAGGAGAUUUCAGAGAGGAAAAGAGCUGUUUACAUCAGUGUCAUGCUCGUAUGUCUGUGUACAUGUAAUACAUUCAUUAACACUGCUCACUCAGUCUGUCCGUUUGUUGUUGUCUUUUUUAUUCAAAUAAAGCUGCAGUAUCUGUCUGUCAGGGCAAACAAACAUCAGAUAGAUGACCACUACUUUAAAGUCUGCAGAUGAUCCACUGUGAGGCUGUUACAUACAGCAUAAAUGUAGCAUGUGUGUUUCAUCUUGUCUAACUGAUAUUUAUGUUUUUACACCAUUUUAAAUAAGCUAAGUGAAUAAAAGAUGUUUUUAUAGAAGUAUUUCUCCUGCAUAUGUUUUGUUUGUGUUUGUGAUUUUUACUUAUUCUCCAGAGAAAUGUAAAGUCCAGCUUUCACUAACAUCUGUGUGGAUGUUCCCAUGCUGUUGGUGACUGUGGGGUCAUGUUACCAGAACAACUGGCAGCUUCCCAUCCAGGAGAAGAAUGUUUGGCUCAGACCGUGAAGGGGGUCUUGCUGGAUCAGAUGGACUGAAGCUGGUUAAAGUGGAUUUGGCAUAGUCAUGUGGCUUACAUAAGAGGAACUUUUGUUAUUAACAUUUCUCUUUGGAAAGUCAAAGCUCUCACUCAAAAGCAGAUGAGAUGUUCAGAUGUUUGUUUGCCCCUGAUCCUGAUCACGACACACCACUCAAGCAUCUUCUUUGUUGUUGGAGCUGUUUGGUCAGAUUCAAUCUGUGUUUGAAGUUUGGUCAGUUUGACAAUUACCCAGGCAUACUAUGUGUAUCCAUAGCAACGCAGCUUGUGCAUGCCCAGUGUUAGCGGCAAACUCAACGGACCAGAUGUGUGUUUGCUCUCAUCCUGUUGAGUGAGGCCUGUAAUGGAUGAGAGAAGAUUACUAAACCAGAUCUGUCUGUAUUUUUCAGCCCACAACAAAGAUACAACAUUUAAAAAACU
Larimichthys crocea (large yellow croaker) is the source of this 5793-nucleotide messenger RNA. It is a transcript of the gene ccdc18, whose product is annotated as coiled-coil domain containing 18. The transcript is spliced from 26 exons. The coding region runs from base 426 to 4826 and encodes 1466 amino acids. The record is from RefSeq and is a predicted model, not a curated record. NCBI's taxonomy places the organism in Eukaryota, Metazoa, Chordata, Actinopteri, Sciaenidae.